AUGACAAGCCUACGAAAAACACACCCCCUUAUUAAAAUAGCCAACAGCGCAUUAGUUGACCUACCAGCACCAUCCAACAUUUCAACAUGAUGAAACUUUGGGUCCCUACUAGGAUUAUGCCUAAUUACCCAAAUUCUAACCGGCCUAUUCCUAGCCAUACAUUACACCUCGGAUAUUUCAACUGCAUUCUCAUCAGUAACCCACAUUUGCCGAGAUGUCAACUACGGCUGACUAAUCCGAAACAUCCACGCCAACGGAGCAUCAUUCUUCUUCAUUUGCAUUUAUAUACACAUUGCCCGAGGCCUAUAUUACGGAUCAUAUCUUUAUAAAGAAACCUGAAACAUCGGCGUAGUCCUUCUACUGCUAGUUAUAAUAACAGCCUUUGUCGGCUAUGUACUACCAUGAGGACAAAUAUCUUUCUGAGGGGCCACAGUAAUCACAAACCUCCUAUCCGCCGUGCCAUAUAUAGGAAAUAUGCUAGUCCAAUGAAUCUGAGGCGGAUUUUCAGUAGAUAACGCAACACUAACACGAUUCUUCGCAUUCCACUUCCUAUUACCAUUUAUUAUUGCCGCUGCAACCAUCCUCCACCUCCUAUUCCUCCACGAAACAGGAUCAAACAACCCAAUAGGACUAAACUCAGAUGCAGACAAAAUUUCUUUCCACCCAUAUUUCACGUAUAAAGAUCUCCUGGGAUUCGUAAUCAUGUUAUUAGCUCUAACACUACUAGCGUUAUUUUCCCCUAAUAUACUAGGGGACCCAGAAAACUUCACCCCCGCCAACCCUUUAGUUACCCCCCCACACAUUAAACCAGAAUGAUACUUCUUAUUUGCCUAUGCCAUUCUACGAUCAAUUCCAAACAAACUCGGAGGUGUCCUUGCACUGCUAUUUUCUAUCCUAGUAUUAAUACUCGUGCCACUAUUACACACCUCAAAGCAACGAGGACUAACAUUCCGCCCAAUUACCCAGUUCCUAUUCUGAAGUCUAGUAGCAGACAUAGUUAUCUUAACAUGGAUUGGAGGCAUACCAGUAGAACACCCAUUCAUCAUCAUUGGACAAAUCGCAUCCGUAUUAUAUUUCGCACUAUUCCUCAUUCUCAUACCACUAACGGGAUGAUUAGAAAAUAAAGCACUACAACUAGCUU
This is a messenger RNA of Sinocyclocheilus rhinocerous, 1141 nucleotides long. The record is from the annotation of a RefSeq genome assembly. NCBI's taxonomy places the organism in Eukaryota, Metazoa, Chordata, Actinopteri, Cypriniformes, Cyprinidae.